Molecule: messenger RNA, 586 nt
Organism: Coregonus sp. 'balchen'
Lineage: Eukaryota; Metazoa; Chordata; Actinopteri; Salmoniformes; Salmonidae
Source: the annotation of a GenBank genome assembly
AUGAAGCCCAAGGUAUUCUUACAAGGUUAUUAACCUAUUCCUGACGUACAUACAGUAGGGUAUUCCACCCCUUCCUUUCAUAGAUUUUUGGAUUGUGCAGUGUGUGACUACAAAUUAACUUUACCCAUAAUGCAGCUCCUAACAAUAACGUUUCAUUAUUUUAUUCUCUGCAGUGGCGCCCCAGACCAACCUGUUCCCCCAAAAGAAGGUCCAGUCAGGCAUGAUGAGUGCCAGCCUGGUGCAGGCCAGUGUGGCCACCAUGCAGAACCCCAUGGGCUGCACCGUUCCCCGGCUCUCUCCGUCACGGCCCGCCAGCAUGGUGGCCAGCAUGGAGGCGGUGGGUGAGGACGGCUCGCCGCUUUUCACCGUCAUGAAGUGGAAGACAGUAGUGGCGGUGUUCGUGGUCGUGGUGGCCUAUCUGGUCGGGGGAGGUUUGGUGUUCCGGGCCCUGGAGCAACCAUUCGAGAGCAACCAGAAGGUGACCAUCACUGCGGAGAAGGCGGCAUUCCUGCAGAAACACCCCUGUGUCUCACCGGCAGAGCUGGAGGCGCUCAUCAAGGUAAGGAAAGACAGCAGCAGCCACUAG